Molecule: messenger RNA, 5791 nt
Organism: Molossus molossus (Pallas's mastiff bat)
Lineage: Eukaryota; Metazoa; Chordata; Mammalia; Chiroptera; Molossidae
Gene: CDK5RAP2
Product: CDK5 regulatory subunit associated protein 2
Exons: 37
Coding region: 170-5752 (1860 amino acids)
Biological process (GO): negative regulation of centriole replication; chromosome segregation; regulation of mitotic cell cycle spindle assembly checkpoint
Cellular component (GO): perinuclear region of cytoplasm; pericentriolar material; mitotic spindle pole
Molecular function (GO): protein kinase binding; transcription cis-regulatory region binding; calmodulin binding
Source: RefSeq, a predicted model, not a curated record
GAUGGCGGCGGCUGCGGUUUGAAUUCCAGCGGCGCCGCCGGAGUCCGAACAGGAGCUGGAUUGGAGGGGGCGGAGACCUGCAGAGCCGGGCGGGCCGCGCGCGACCGCAGCGGGGACCAGUGGUGUCGCCACCACAGACACCAAUGCCACCACCUCCUCGAAGUCCGUGAUGGACUCGGUGUUGGAAGAGGACGUCACCCUCCCCGGGACGCUCAGCGGCUGCAGUGGCCUUGUUCCCAAGUUACCAGAUGACCUGGAAGGCAUCAGCCCCAUUGCUGGUUUGGGAAAUGGUGUGCUCCCAAAGGUGUCAGAAGAAACGGUGUCUCCCACCAGAGCACGGAACAUGAAGGACUUUGAAAAUCAAAUCACUGAAUUGAAGAAAGAAAACUUUAACCUAAAGCUUCGCAUCUAUUUCCUUGAGGAAAGAAUGCAACAGGAAUUUAAUGGCCCCAUAGAACACAUCUAUAAAACCAAUAUCGAGCUCAAGGUGGAAGUAGAAAGUCUGAAGCGUGAGCUCCAGGAGAGAGAACAGCUGCUCAUCAAAGCCUCCAAAGCAGUUGAGAGCCUCGCUGAAGGGGGCGGCUCAGAAGUUCGGCGGGUGAAAGCGGAUGCUCAGAAGAAGGUGCAGCAGGUUGAAGAUCUCCUAACCAAAAGAAUAUUCCUUUUAGAAGAGGAUGUAAAAGCCGCCCGAGCAGAACUGGAAAAGGCCUGUGCAGGGACAGAAGCGGAGAAGGCUCUUCGGCUGAGCUUGGAAAACAAGCUUUCAGAGAUGAAGAAGAUGCACGCGGGGGACUUGGACAUGGCUCUGGUCCUGGAAGAGAAAGACAGACUGAUUGAGGAGUUGAAGCUGUCUUUGAAGAGCAAAGAAGCUUUAAUUCAGUGCCUUAAAGAGGAGAAAUCUCAGAUGGCGUCUCCUGAUGAGAACGUGUCAUCUGGAGAGCUCCGAGGACUUGCUGCUGCUCUGAGGGAAGGAGAGGAGAGAGAAACUGAGGCUGCACAAAUGGAGCGCCAGAUGGAGAGAAAUCGCUUUGAGGACAGGAUCCAGGCACUUCAGGAGGACCUGAGAGAGAAGGAAAGAGAAAUUGCUACAGAAAAGAAAAAUAGUUUAAAGAGGGAUAAAGCCAUUCAGGGCCUAACCAUGGUAUUAAAGUCGAAGGAAAAAGAGGUUGAAGAACUUAACUCUGAAAUCGAAGAGCUCCGUGCUGCCUUUGCCAAAGCCAGAGAAGCCCGCCAGGAAACAGAGACCCAGAAAUUCCAGGGGUCUGAAGAUUAUGAAGCUGCUCUGUUGGAAAAGGAAGCCCUUUUGGCUGAGCUUCACUCAGAAAACCUCACCAAGAGUACAGAGAACCACAGAUUGCAAAGGAGCAUUAAGAAGGUCACCCAGGAGCUGUGCGACUUGCAGCAGGAGAAGGAACGACUAGAGAAGGACCUGGAAGCAGCCCAUCGAGAGAAGAGCAGAGGAGACUGCACCAUCCACGACCUUAGAAAUGAAGUUGAAAAAUUACGCAACGAAGUGAAUGAAAGAGAGAAAGCAGUGGAGAACCGUUACAAGAGUCUGCUGAGUGAAAGUAAUAAAAAAUUAUGCAGUCAAGAGCAGGUGAUCAGAUGUCUAACUGAAAGUACCAGUCAAAAGGACAAGGACUUGUUGCUUCAGAAAUCCAAUGAAGAAGAUUCAGAAGCAAUACAGCAGAAUCGUUAUUUAAUGACUGCGGAAGAUCUCAAGUUCAGGAGUGAAGACUUAAUAACAGAAAAGUGCUCUUCUCAACAGUCACCAGGCAGCAGAAUCAUCUUCUCUGAGGAAAAGCAGCAAUUAGACUAUGAAGAGCUGAUUCGGGUCUUAAAGAAAGAGCAGGACAUCUAUGCCCACCUGGUAAAAUCUCUGCAGGACUCAGACAGUGUCAAGAACCUGCAGGCUGAGUUAAACAGCAUCUUUGCCCUGCGUAAGCAGCUGGAGCGGGAUGUGCUCGCCUGUCGGAAUUUGCAAAAGAUGCUGGAGGAGCAGAUCAGCGAGAUUCGGAAGCGAGAAGGUACACACUCUUAUGAACCAUUUUCAUUUUAUAGUGAUCAAACAUCUUACCUGAGUAUUUGCCUUGAAGAACACAAUCGGUUUCAAGUGGAGCAUUUUUCUCAAGAAGAACUUAAGAAAAAGGUCAGUGACCUCGUACAGCUAGUGAAGGAGCUGUAUACAGAUAAUCAGCACCUGAAGAAAACCAUCUUUGAUCUCUCCUGCAUGGGUUCCCAGGGGGAUGACAGACUUGAGUCAACAGAACAGGCGGAGCUUCCAGCCAGCAAGGAGGACGAGGACACAAUCCGAAUUGGAGAGGAUGAUGAGAAUAGUUUCCUGAGUGACCAGCAUUCGGAGCAGAGUAACAAGAUUACUGAGGAUUAUUACAAAGGGGGCUACAAAAAUGGAUAUUUAAGGCACACGGAUUCCAAUAUUUUAUACUACGAUGGAGCCCAUAAACCUGGCUGCCCUGGAGACCCGAGUCUAGAGGAAGGCGAGCUCCUGAACCUGCUUGCCCCUGUCUUCAACGAGAAGGCCACAUCGUUGCUGGAAUCCAGGCCAGACCUUCUUAAUGUGCUGCGUGAUCUGCUUCUGGAACGAAUACGCUUGCCAGAGCAGGGGGUUCCCGGAGAACACCGUGAUGGUGCCGCCUGCAAGACACUUAAGCACAUGGCUGCUCAGCCAGGAGGUGAGCUCGGACACUCCAUCCAUCCCAAGCCCCACGGUGAACUGCAGUUGUCGGGCGGAGCCCAGCCAGGAGAGGCGGAUGAGCUGUCUAAGGUGGAGCUGAAAGAUGCCUCGGUGCAGACUGUGGUCAUGGAGGGCAACACGCUCAGAUUCCAUCAUGAAGGCAGGAGGGAGGCUUGGGAAGAGACACUGACAGCCGCUGCCUUCUGCACGGAGCAUCAGCCGGAGAGCUUGUGCAGGAGGCCGGGGCGGGAGGCCUCUCCCCUCUCCUUUCCCCGUGGGACUGACAGAGAAGCUAAGAAGUCCCGCUUGCCUGUCCUGAUAAAACCAUCCCAGCCAUUAGGAAGUGUGUAUCGGCUCCCGGCCGCACAGGAGGUGGUGGCCCAGCUGCAGGGCCAGAUCUUGGAGCUGCAGGGGGAGCUGAAGGAGUUUAAAAUUCGCAAUAAGCAACUUCACCAAAAGUUAAUUCUGGCUGAGGCAAUGAUGGAGAGGAGCUCAGCGCCAGACAAAACGCUACUGAAAGAGUCUGAAAUUGACCAGCCCAGUGACCUUGCCAUCUUGCCAACAUGCAAAGAGGAUCCUUCAGAAGAUUUUCAGGGCCCAACUUCAGUAGCUACUUACCCGAGUUCUAAGAGUCAGCUUUCCCCUGAAGUCAGCGUGAUUGGAACCAAUCAGUCUAAGAACAUCGACACCUCAAAUGAUACAGAAAACUUAAAACAGAAAAUCUAUGACUUGGAAACCGAGCUCGAGGGCUACCGGAAUUUCAUAUUUCAGCUUCAAAAGCACUGCCAGUGCAGUGAGGCCAUUAUCACAGUUUUGUGUGGGACAGAAGGGGCCCAGGAUGUCUCCAGUAAGCCCGAGUGUGGUACUGAUGAAGAAGAAAUGACCUUUUCAAGUUUGCACCGAGUACACAUGAAAAUCCUUCAUCCACUGGACCCAGAGGUGGUUGAUGGGAGGAUGCUGGAGAACCUUGAACAGCAGCUAGAAGAACAGGAAUGUGAGCUGCAGAAGGAGCAGAAUUUGAACAUGGAACUUUUCAGUGACAUCCAUGACCUGCAGAAUAAGUUCAGAGAUCUCUCGCCUUCAAGAUGCAAUUCAUUAGUUCAGUCCCAAGCCAGGGAGCUCUCCCUUCAGCGGCAGCAGAUUAAAGAUAGCCAUGGCAUCUGUGUCAUUUAUCGUCAACACAUGAACACCAUGAUUAAGGCAUUUGAGGAGUUGCUGCAGGCCAGUGAUGUGGACUACUAUGUGGCCGAGGGCUUCCAGGAACAGCUGAAUCAAUGUGCUGAGCUGCUCGAGAAACUGGAGAAGCUGUUUCUCAACGGAAAAUCGGUAGGAGUGGAAAGGAGCACCCAGAGUGAACUGAUAGAGAGGGUUGAAGAAGACAGCUUAGCCUGCCGACACGCUCUACCCGAAUCUCCCGAGCCUUUGGCCUCCCAGGUGUUGUCCGAUUGUGAAAUGUCCGAAAAAUCCUCUUCCUCACAAGACCAGAAGCAAGACAGUGAGACUGAGAAGACUUCAGUUACAGCGAACAAUUUUUCUCAAGACCUACUAAUGGAACAUAUCCAAGAAAUUCGAAGUUUGAGAAAACGUUUAGAGGAAUCUAUUAAGACAAAUGAGAAGCUACGGAGACAGCUGGAACGGCAAGGGUCUGAAUUUGAUCAAGGGUCUUCAAACAUUUUUGCUUGUGGUUCAGAGCUGCAUAAUUCUCUGAUGUCGGAAAUUCAUUUCCUGAGGAAGCAGAACCAGGCCCUCAAUACACUGCUCGCGAAAGGACCCAGAGAUAAACAGAAGGAGAAUGAAAAAUUACGAGAGGCCCUCUCCAGGAAGACUGCGGACCUUGAGCGGCUCCAGCGAGAGCUGGCCUGUGUGGAGGGGGAGAAGGAAAGGCUGCAGCAGGAGGCGGCCCAGAGGGAGCGGCACAGCCAGCAGCUGCUCCGGGAGCUCCGGGAGGGCCGCAGCGAGCUCAGCAGGGUACAGGAGGAGUCGAAACGGAGGCAGCAGCUGCUCUCCCAGAACAACAAGCUACUGCAGUCCCUGCGCGUGGAGCUGAAGGUGUACGAGAAGCUGGAUGUGGAACUCCGGGUCCCCAGAGAGUCCAGAGCAGAGGCGUCGGGAGAAGGCUGGAAGGGGCAGGGCCCUCCUGGUGACCUGCAUGACCUCCUGACCGAGAUCCAGGCUCUGCGGGCACAGCUGGAAAGGAGCAUCGAUACCAACAGCACACUGCAGGGCAGGCUGGAGGAGCAGCUGGCAGCGGGCGGGAGGAAGGCUCCGGAGGCAGCACUCACAUCGGCUCUCCAGACCCUAUCCACGCCUGAGCAGCCCCUUCCGGUGGCCAGACACGAUGGUGACAGAUGUCCCGUGGUAGUUGAUAGUUCACAUGCUCUGUGUGGCUCCGCCCUGGCAGAGCCACCAAGAUCAGCUUCAGAGACUCCUCCACUCUCUAAAGAUGACACGGACUCCCCCUCCUGUGACAGUGGCAGCUCGGCCACCAGCGCCCCGUGCGUGUCUCGCCUGGUCCCUGGCCACCACUUGUGGGCCAGUGAGAGUGGCUGCCAUGUCCUGGGUCUGCUUGAGGACUACGAUGCCCUGUGUAAGCAGAUUGGCCAGGGCCAGGAGCUCCUUGCCGAGAUGGACAUUCACAUCCGCGAGGCUCCCAGCCCCUCCAGUCGAGAGCCGGGAACAAAGGGUCUGCACCCGGCACCCCCGAGUAGGUUUGUCACCAGCCUGAGCAGAGCCAAGCUGACCCUGGAAGAGGCCGCGAGGUUACUGACACUCCUCUGGAGGGUCUCACUCCCCACGGAGGGCCCUUGCACACUUCACUGCGAACAGACUGUAGAAAUGAAGGCAGAGAUCACCAAACUACAUAAAAAAUUAUUUGAACAAGAAAAGAAGUUGCAACACACCAUGAAGCUUUUGCAGCUGAGCAAGCACCAGGAGAAAGUCAUCUUUGAUCAAUUGGUCGUAACCCACAAGAUCCUUCGGAAGGCUAGAGGGAACCUGGAGCUGAGGCCCGGGGGUGCCCACCUGGGAGCGUGCAGCCCCAGCAGACCAGGCUCCUGAGAGCCCCAGACAAUAAAGCUGCAACCCCCACUGCCUCCC